Musca vetustissima is the source of this 3820-nucleotide messenger RNA. RefSeq names its product neurexin-4 (gene Nrx-IV). The transcript has 12 exons. NCBI's taxonomy places the organism in Eukaryota, Metazoa, Arthropoda, Insecta, Diptera, Muscidae. The record is from RefSeq and is a predicted model, not a curated record. The coding region runs from base 1 to 3762 and encodes 1253 amino acids.
AUGAUUGCAGACUCAUACAGUGAUUACUUUUCCGAUUAUGAAUGUAACACACCGCUUAUGGAAAAGGCCAGUUUAUCGGCCACAUCAGCCCUAAACGAUCGUGGACCGGAAAAGGCUCGUUUAAAUGCUGGUACAUCAUGGUCGGCAAAAAAUUCGGAUUUUGAUCAACGUUUAAUCAUUGAUCUGGGGGAAGUUAAAAAUGUUACACACAUUGCAUUGCAAGGACGACCGCAUAGCAAUGAGUUUGUCACCGAAUAUGCCAUUAGCUAUGGUAUCAGCGAUUUAGAAUUUGCCGAUUAUAAAGAGCCCGGUGGUAACAUUAAGAUGUUCAAAGGCAACUCCGAUGGCAAUUCAAUACAUUACAAUGUAUUCGAGGUACCAAUUAUUGCUCAGUGGAUACGAAUUAAUCCAACACGUUGGCAUGAUCGAAUUUCAAUGCGUGUUGAACUUUAUGGUUGUGAUUAUGUUGCUGAAAAUUUAUAUUUCAACGGAACGGGUUUGAUACGUUACAAUCUAAUGCAAGAGCCAAUUGCCUCAACUCGCGAAUCGAUACGUUUCCGUUUCAAAACUGCCAACGCCAACGGAAUCAUGAUGUAUUCUCGCGGUACUCAGGGUGAUUAUUUCGCCCUACAAUUGAUGGAAAAUAAAAUGGUAUUGAAUUUGGAUUUGGGUGGUGGCAUUAUGACCUCCCUGUCUGUCGGCAGUCUCUUAGACGAUAAUGUUUGGCAUGAUGUUGUUAUAUCGCGUAAUCGUCGUGAUAUUAUCUUUUCCGUUGAUCGUGUCAUAGUUCGUGGCCGCAUCAAGGGUGAAUUCAGUCGUUUAAAUUUAAAUCGUGAAUUGUAUUUGGGCGGUGUACCCAACAUUCAAGAAGGCAUUUAUGUGACACAAAACUACACUGGCUGCAUGGAAAAUAUCUACUUUAAUUCUACAAAUUUUAUACGAGAAAUGAAAGAUCAACACGAACGUGGAGAAUUCUAUCGCUUUAGUAAAAUUAAUACUGUCUAUGCGUGUCCAUCGCCACCCAUAUACCCGGUUACCUUCACAACUCGCGGUUCCUUUGUACGCCUAAAGGGUUAUGAGGGACAGAAAUCGUUGAAUGUGUCCUUCUAUUUCCGUACCUAUGAAAAUGAUGGCAUGAUGUUGCAUCAUGAGUUCGCCAGUGGUGGUUAUGUGCGCGUUUUCUUGGAAAAGGGUAAAGUGAAAGUCGACCUCAAGUUGGCAGAAAAGCCACGCAUCAUCUUGGACAACUAUGAUGAGAAGUUCAACGAUGGCAAAUGGCAUGCAUUUAUUUUGACGAUACAACGUAAUCGCCUGGUGUUGGAUAUCGAUCAACGUCCAAUGGCCACGACGAAGAAUAUACAAAUAUCAACGGGCCGUUUGUAUUACAUUGCUGGAGGUGUGGAGAAAAAUAACGGUUUUGUUGGUUGUAUGCGCCUGAUCUUGGUCGAUGGCAAUUAUAAAUUACCCAAAGAUUGGGUGCAAGGGGAUGAGGUAUGCUGUGGCGAUGAGGUUGUUGUCGAUGCAUGUCAAAUGAUUGAUCGUUGUAAUCCAAAUCCAUGUCAACACAAUGGUCAUUGUCAUCAAGAUUCGACAGAUUUCUUCUGUGAUUGUGAAAAUACCGGUUAUGCUGGUGCUGUAUGUCAUACAUCUAAUAAUCCUCUUUCCUGUCAAGCUCUCAAAAAUGUUCAACAUGUCUCAUCAAGGGUAUCAACCAAAAUUGAUGUUGAUGGUAGCGGACCUUUGAAACCAUUCCCUGUUACAUGCGAAUUUUAUACCGAUGGUCGUGUCAUAACCACGUUGAGUCACAGUCAAGAGCAUACAACUACAGUAGAUGGUUUCCAAGAGCCUGGAUCAUUUGAACAAAAUAUACUCUACGAUGCAGAUAUGCAACAAAUUGAAGCUUUACUCAAUCGUUCACACACAUGCUGGCAACGUUUAAGUUAUUCGUGUCGAUCAUCGCGCCUAUUUAAUUCCCCAUCUGAGGUAUCCAAUUUCCGCCCCUUCUCUUGGUGGGUAUCGCGACACAAUCAACCAAUGGACUACUGGGCCGGAGCCUUACCCGGUUCUCGUAAAUGUGAAUGUGGUAUCUUGGGUAAAUGUCAAGAUCCCACCAAAUGGUGUAAUUGUGAUUCGAAUAGCUUAGAAUGGGCCGAAGAUGGUGGUGAUAUUCGAGAAAAGGAAUACUUACCCGUGAGAGCGGUUAAAUUUGGCGACACCGGUACUCCACUGGAUGAGAAACAGGGACGUUAUACUUUGGGACCAUUACGUUGUGAAGGCGAUGAUUUGUUUAGCAAUGUGGUGACAUUCCGUAUUGCUGAUGCCACAAUUAAUUUGCCACCCUUCGAUAUGGGACAUUCGGGUGAUAUUUAUUUGGAAUUUAAAACCACCAUAGAAAAUGCUGUUAUUUUCCAUGCCACUGGACCAACGGAUUACAUAAAGUUGACUAUAUCCGGCGGUAAUAAAUUGCAAUUCCAAUACCAGGCUGGCAGUGGUCCGUUAGGUGUUAAUAUUGGCACCAGUUACCAUUUGAAUGACAAUGAAUGGCAUACCGUUAGUGUGGAACGUAAUAGAAAAGAAGCACGCUUGGUGGUGGAUGGCUCCAUAAAAGCAGAAGUACGUGAACCACCAGGUCCCGUACGUGCUCUCCAUUUGACAUCGGAUUUGGUUAUUGGUGCUACCACAGAAUAUCGUGAUGGUUAUGUUGGAUGUAUACGCGCUUUAUUGUUAAAUGGAAAAAUGGUCGAUUUGAAACAAUUUGGCGAUCGUGGCAUGUAUGGCAUCUCCUCGGGCUGUGUGGGACGUUGUGAAUCGAAUCCUUGCCUCAACAAUGGUACAUGUAUUGAGCGUUACGAUGGCUAUAAUUGUGAUUGCCGUUGGAGUGCCUUUAAAGGACCAAUAUGUGCUGAUGAAAUUGGUGUUAACUUACGUAGUAACUCAAUUAUACGCUAUGAAUUUAUUGAAUCCUUCCGUUCGACAAUUGCCGAAAAUAUUCGUGUAGGUUUUACCACAACAAUUCCCAAAGGUUUCUUAUUGGGUUUUUCAUCAAAUAUUACUGGCGAAUAUUUGACCAUACAAAUUUCUAAUUCGGGCCAUUUACGUUGUGUUUUCGAUUUCGGUUUCGAACGGCAAGAAAUUAUAUUCCCCAAAAAACAUUUCGGUCUUGGUCAAUAUCAUGAUGUACGAUUUUCUCGAAAAAAUAGUGGCUCCACUGUGGUUUUACAAGUCGACAACUACGAACCGGUAGAAUAUAAUUUCGAUAUCAAAGCAUCGGCUGAUGCACAAUUCAAUAACAUCCAGUAUAUGUAUAUUGGUAAAAAUCUUUCAAUGACUGAUGGCUUCGUUGGCUGUGUAUCGCGUGUACAAUUCGAUGAUAUUUAUCCUUUGAAAUUGUUGUUCCAACAGAAUCCACCACCAAAUGUUAAAUCAUUGGGAUCUCAACUAACUGAAGAUUUUUGUGGUGUUGAACCCGUCACACAUCCACCCGUCGAAAUUGAAACUAGACCACCACCACUAGUUGAUGAGGAGAAACUUCGUAAAGCGUACAAUGAAGUUGAUACAGCACUGUUGGCAAUCCUUCUCAUCAUUCUGUUCCUAUUGCUGAUAUUGAUGGUCUUCUUAAUUGGCCGUUACUUGCACAGACACAAAGGUGACUACCUCACCCAUGAAGAUCAAGGAGCUGAUGGUGCCGACGAUCCUGAUGAGGCCGUUGUACAUUCCACCACCGGCCAUCAAGUGACCAAACGAAAAGAAUGGUUCAUAUAGUUUGAAAUGCCACAUGUCGAUGAGUGGUCAACGUAGUAGGUCUCGUAAAAACGAAAAC